Centropristis striata (black sea bass) is the source of this 2500-nucleotide messenger RNA. RefSeq names its product arachidonate 12-lipoxygenase (gene alox12). The transcript is spliced from 15 exons. The record is from RefSeq and is a predicted model, not a curated record. The coding region runs from base 259 to 2271 and encodes 670 amino acids. NCBI's taxonomy places the organism in Eukaryota, Metazoa, Chordata, Actinopteri, Perciformes, Serranidae. Gene Ontology annotation, molecular function: iron ion binding; arachidonate 15-lipoxygenase activity; protein binding. Gene Ontology annotation, biological process: lipid oxidation; linoleic acid metabolic process.
AGAAAGCCAGCGGAGCAGUGAGAGUGGGCGUGUUGGAGAAACUCCUGCUGAAAAGACUCAAAUUGGCUGCAGAGAAACCGAGAAGGAUUCAUGCAUUUAGAAAUGGUGACCAGAUAACUGCCAAACUAACAGAUCUGCGAAGACUCCUUAAAGAGAGAGCAAGAGAGGAAAGGGAGAGCGCCAGAAUACAAAGAGAGGAAAAAAGGAAAAGAAGAGGAGGGAACUGAUACUCCACUGUGAUCACAGUUGUGGACCAAGAUGGAGGUCUACACUGUAACAGUAGCAACUGGUACAUCAGAGUAUUCAGGCACCAACAAUUACAUCUAUGUGACCCUGGUGGGCGAGAAAGGAGAGAGUGAACGAACCGUGCUGGACAACCCUGGACUGGACUUCUGUCGAGGAGCAGUGGAUAAGUACAAGGUAACCAGUCCUUUACACCUAGGCUCCCUGCUACUGGUCAGACUGGAGAAACAGAAGUACUGGUUGGAAGACAACUGGUUCUGUCGCUACGUCACAGUGGAGCCUCCAGGUGGAGACAAGGUGCUGACGUUCCCUUGUUACCGCUGGCUUAUAGGAGACGUCACGGUGGAGAUAAGAGAAGGAACAGCAAAGACACAGAGGGACGACUCCUUACCUCAGCUACUGGAACACAGGAAGACAGAGCUGCAGGAGAGACAGAAGAUUUACAGAUGGGUAACCUGGGCUCCAGGGAUCCCCCGAUGCAUCGAUGCUGCAACAGAAGCUGAUUUACCCCAAGAUGUCCGCUUUGACAAUGAAAAGAGAAGCGACUUUGAACAUUCAUUAAAAUAUGCCUUGCUGGAGUUGUCUCUGAAGAAGCUGGCCAUCAGGUUUGGGAAGUCUUGGUGUGACCUCGAUGAUUUCAAACGGAUCUUUUGGAAGCUGCGAAGCCCCAUAGCUGAGUACUGUAUGGACCACUGGAAGGAGGACCGGUUCUUUGGCUACCAGUGUAUGAAUGGCUCCAACCCAAGAAUGGUCCAGAGGUGCACCAAGCUGCCAGAGAACUUCCCCGUUCUACCAAACAUGGUGCGGAGGUCCAUGGCUCCCAGGACCAACCUGGACAAAGAACUCAAAGCAGGGAACAUCUACCUGCUGGACUACUCCAUCAUGGAUGGGGUUCCCUGCAACACAAUCAACGGUAAACUUCAGUACAUCGCUGCUCCACUGUGUCUACUGUACCACCACCCAGAUGACGGACUCAUACCUAUUGCUAUACAGCUAGAUCAGACUCCCGGCCCGGACGCGCCCAUAUUCCUGCCCAGAGACCCUCCCCUGGCCUGGCAGCUGGCUAAGAUGUGGGUGCGUCACUCUGAGUUCCAGGUGUUCCAGGUGCUGUCUCACCUGCUCAGGACUCACCUGGUGGUGGAGGUUUUUUGUGUGGCUACUCUGAGACAGCUGCCCUCUGUGCACCCUAUACAUAAGCUCCUGGCCCCUCAUCUGCGCUACACUCUAGAGAUCAACUGCAGGGGGCGCAAUCAGCUUAUCUCACCUACUGGCAUCUUCAAAAGGGUGGUGUCUACAGGUGGUGAUGGCCUGUUGAUUCUGGCUCAGAAGGAGUACAAGGUGCUGACCUACCGCUCCCUCCAGCCUCACUUUGACUUCCUUGACAGAGGAGUGUCCCAGCUCCCAAACUAUUUCUACAGAGAACACAGUCUGAUGCUGUGGGAGGCCAUACUCCGUUUUGUCUCAGGUACGGUCAGCCUGUACUACCUGUCAGACCAAGAUGUGCAGGAGGACCUGGAGCUCCAAGCCUGGAUCAGAGAGAUAGUGCAGGAAGGCUUCACAGAUCUCCCCAAAUUUGGUCUGCCCAGUAAUCUCAGCACCAAAGAGGAACUCUCCACCCUGUUGACAAUGGUCAUCUUCACCUGUACAGCCCAACAUGCUGCAACUAACAACGGACAGUUUGAUUGGUGUGCCUGGGUCCCCAACACCCCCUGCACCAUGAGACACCCUCCACCAACAGACAAGGAUGCCGUUACCAUGGAGAUGAUCAUGGACACCCUUCCUGAUGUCAGUCAGUCGUGUGUGCAGAUGGCUAUCACCUGGCAUCUGGGCCGAGCACAACCAGACGCAAUUCCUUUGGGCCAAUACACAGAAGAGUAUUUCACAGAGGGGCGGGCCCAGGAGCUGAUUGACAAGUUCAGAACAGAGCUGAAGGAGAUUGAAGACCACAUUGUGAGACAGAGUGAAGGACAUGAACUAAAGUACCUUUUCCUCCUGCCCAGCCGCAUAGAAAACAGCAUCACCAUAUAGACAGACCAACAGAUUGCAUGCUUGCUUCACUUUGUACAGUAUGUGCUGCAGACAUGACACCUCUGUUGAUCAUUGGGGAAAUAAUUCUUAUUACAUCUACUGUGAGUUUUGAGUGAGUAUGUUUUUAAAAAAUAUACACUACUGGUCAAAAGUUUUAGAACACCCCAAUUUUUCCAGUUUUUUAUUGAAAUUCAAGCAGUUCAAGUCAAAUGAACAGCUUGAAAGGGUA